Molecule: messenger RNA, 2405 nt
Organism: Rhizopus microsporus ATCC 52813
Lineage: Eukaryota; Fungi; Mucoromycota; Mucoromycetes; Mucorales; Rhizopodaceae
Product: OPT superfamily oligopeptide transporter
Exons: 2
Coding region: 50-2323 (757 amino acids)
Biological process (GO): transmembrane transport
Molecular function (GO): oligopeptide transmembrane transporter activity
Source: RefSeq, a predicted model, not a curated record
UCUCUCUCUCUCUCUCUUUUUUUUAAUUUACUUCCCCUUUUCACCAUAAAUGACGGACGAGAAAAAAGAAGAAGUCCUUCAAACAGAAGAAAAAGUCGAAACUACCACUGAAAUCAAGCAAGAACAUCAUGAUGAAUUCUGGUUAAGGGAUUCAAAAGAUGUGAAGAUUGAUGAAGAAAGCAAGCACUUUGAUGCUGAGCAUCACGAAGAAACGGAUGAAAUCGAUAUCGCCAUUGUUAAUGAAAUUGCCGUCACUGAUGAUGACCCUACUCUUCAGGCUUUCUCUGUUCGUGCUCUUGUCGUUGGUAUUCUUCUCUCUGCUCUUUCAUCCUCUGUGAGUCAACUGAUGAACUUUAAGCCUGUUGGUGUGCCCUUAUCAAGUGUCUUUAUGCUUAUCCUUGCCUAUGUCUUUUGUAAUCUCUGGUAUCGACUUCUUCCUAAAGGUGGCUGGCUUAACCCCGGUCCGCUCAACUACAAGGAACACACCUGUAUCUAUGUCAUGGUUUCAUCUGCUAAUACUGCCGCUUACGGUACAUACAUCUUGGGUGCUCAAGAACUCUAUUUUGGUCAAUCACCUGGGCCCGCUGGCUCCAUCUUUUUAUUACUUGCUACGCAACUUGUAGGUUAUGGUAUUGCUGGACAACUUAGACCAUUCCUUGUAUACCCAGCCAACAUGAUCUGGCCACAAGCUUUACCCAACAUUUCCGUCUUGAAGACUUUCAACACUGACAAGGACGAAGCUCGUUAUCGUACCAAGUUUUUCUUCAUCGUCUUUGCAGGCAUCUUUAUCUAUGAAUUCAUUCCUCAAUACAUGUUCCCUCUUCUCUCUUCCAUCUCCAUUGUCUGUCUCGCUAGAAGAGAUAGCAGUGUUGUUCAAAAUAUCUUUGGUGGAGCUGCUGUCAACGAAGGCAUGGGUAUCUUCAACUUUAGUUUUGACUGGAACUUUUUAUUGAAUGCCACACCUCUUGUUAUCCCUUUCUGGGUUCAGGUCAACUAUUUCCUUGGUAUUGUCUGUAUCUGGAUUAUUGCUCCUCUCCUCUAUUACUCUGACGUAUGGCACGCUAAAAGCUAUCCCUUCCUUUCUAAUGGUAUUUACCGACGUUUUGACAAUGGUACCUCUGUCAAGUACCCUCAAAAGGCAGUUCUUAAUCCUGAUAUGUCUAUCAACGCCACAGCCUUGGAAGAAAUUGGCUAUCCUCAAUUCGCAGCUGUCUAUGCUUUCAGUUAUAUCGUUCUCAACUUUGGUGUUACUGCUACUAUUUCCCACGUAUUCCUUUUCUAUGGUAAACAAAUCUGGAGACAAUUCCGUCAAGCCUGGAAGAGCUCUGUCAAUAAGGAUAUGGAUAUCCACCAACGUCUUAUGCAGAAAUAUAAUGAAGUUCCCAACUGGUGGUACUAUAUCAUUUUCAUUGGUGGUAUUGCUUUGAAUAUUGGCAUUGCCUACGCAAAUCAAAGUCAACUUCCAUGGUGGGGUGUCAUCUUCGCCAUUGCUCUCUCUACCAUUCUUUCUCUUCCUCUUAACUUGAUUUAUGCUGUUACUGGUAAUAACUUUGGCUUGAACGUCUUGACCGAAAUGAUCUGUGGUUUCAUCAUGCCUGGUUACGCCAUUGCCAAUAUGUACUUCAAAACUCUCGGCUACAACACCAUGAGUCAGGCAGGCCUCAUGGCUAAAGACUUAAAGAUCGGUCAUUAUCUCAAGGUUCCUCCAAGAUGGACCUUCUUCAGUCAGAUGGCUGGUACCGUCGUUGGCUGUUUUUUUAACUACAUUGUUAACAAGAUCAUUGUUGAAAACGAACGUGAGGUUCUUUUGACACCUGGUGGUAAUCAAUUCUGGAGUGGUAUCUCUCCUCAAACCAUUAACUCUGCUGCUAUCACCUGGGGUGCUGUUGGUCCCAACCUUAUGUUUGGUCCCAAGAGUAACUACUACAUCGUCCUCUGGGCUCUUCUCAUAGGUUUCUUCCUCCCAGUUCCUUUCUGGUUACUCCACAAGAAGUUCCCCAAGGCUGGGUUCCAGUAUGUCAAUAUUCCUACUCUCUUAAUGGGUAUGGCCAUCAUCCCCGGUGCUGCCACUGGUUGGAUCACAGUCGGCUUCGUUCUCGUUGUUGUCUCUCAGUACUACUUGAAACGAAGAUAUACUGCUUGGUUCUCCAAGUAUAACUACCUUCUCUCUGCUGCCCUCGAUUCAGGAACCUCUCUUAUGGUCUUCUUCCUUUCCAUGGCAUUACAAGGUGGCGGUAACGGCCAAGCUUAUCCUUUCCCAACUUGGGCUGGUAACCGUGCUGAUCUCCCAUUUAUGGACUACUGUUGUGCUGAAUGUGAAUAAGAUUUUUAUUUAUUGUUGUCUUCAUUGACCUACUCCUACUUUUACUAUUUAAUAUCAUAAUAAACAUUAUAAUUACUCUGGG